GUAUCGACGCAGCGCUGGCUGUGCUCUCCUGACAGCAGCUAACAUUCUCAGUUAUCUUUUCUAGACGUUGUUUUAUCGCAGGGCGAAUGACAGUCGGUGAGGGACAGAGACACUUUUCAUGUAGUGUAAACCGUCGAGGAAUCGAUUCGAUGGAAGUCGUGGACAGCCCGCUCAACCUCGCUCAUCAGCAGUGCAGGAAGGCAGACCGUUUGCUAGUAGCUGGGAAGUAUGAAGAGGCCAUCUCCUGUCAUGGAAAAGCAGCAGAUCUUUUGACAGAUGCGAUGAAGACAACAGAGUGUGACCAGGCCCGUCUCUCCAUGGAGCUGCAGAGGGACAGUCAUAUCAAACAGCAGCGACUGAUCCAGGAGCGGUGGAAAAGAGAGGCUCGUCGUGAGGCAACAAAGGCCCGACCAGGCCAGGUGCAUCCCUCCAGCAGCCCAACUCUCCUCACCCAAACCCAAUCCACAGGCCCGCUCCAGCCCCAUGGCUCCCCCGGCCCCUCAGCUGCAGAGGGGGUGAGAAUCAGGGAGAGAGAGUACGACACCCUGCUCUACCAGCUUCAGACUCGGCAGACUGGAGGCUGCCAGCCUUUGACUCCACCGUGCCCUGGAUCUAAGACCACCAAAGAUGACAAAACUCGCCUGGAAGAACAACAGACCACCAUCGAUGACCUUCGGCGCCUGGUCGACCACCUGAUGGAUGAAAACCAGCGGCUGACGGCUGAAAACGAACGGCUACAAUCAGAAAACGCCCGGCUGCGCUCCGAGGCGGCUGAGGCAGCAGACUUUGUGGAGCGCUCAGAGCUCUGGGUGCUCCCACAAGCAGGUGGCGCGAUGGGAACCGGGGGUGGGCAGGAGAGGAAAAGCACAGGGAAGGGAAAGGAGAUUGCAAUCCCUCAGCUGCCACCGCUGGAGAUGCCCGCUCAGGAGGAUCUGUGUCUGGAUGACCUGCCUCCUCUGGAGCUGCCAGAGGACAUCCAGAACGAAUUACAGGAGCUACUGGACAGGGAUAAACUGUGAAGAGACAUGUUAUUACACACACACUCACACACACACACACACACACACACACACACACACACAUACACAUACAGGCUCCGGGGGUUUCAUUCAAUAUGGCUUUUGAGUUUGGAUGCCAAAAUGUUUGACAUGUGAACCCCACCGGUUCUUUCUGGUCAGAUCUCUGCUCAAGUUAAAGGUGGACAGUCUGAGCUAUCAUGAGUCUCACAAACUCUCUGCACCAAUCAGAUGAUACAGGUGCAGCAAAACUGAUAACAGUUAUCAGGCAGAUGAGUGAUUACAUCUUUACCACUAAUACAGUGCAAUCCAAGUCAGAGAUCAAGGAAUUGUUCAGCCACAGUGUCAUUUGAGACAUCAGGGAGAUUGUGUGACAGUGAUGCAUGAAAAGAUGGAUUUUUUUUAAAAAACUUUUUUACUUUUGUUUUUUACCUACAGGGUUCCCACACUCAUGGAAAACCUGGAAAAGUUGUUGAAUUGAACAAUGUCAUUUUCCAGGCCUGGAAAAGUCAUGGAAUUAUUGAAAAUCAUUGAAAGCUUUGGAAAAGUGAAGGAAUUUAGUCGUGCAAAAUGAAAUUAAUUGUUACAGUGGGCUUUUGGGGACAAACCUCCACAUAAUACAACAUAACAGUAAAUUUAUUUUCUGCAAGUUAGCUGCUGACAUAAAGUCACUCCUAUCUGUGUCGAAAGGUGCAAUGUCAAGUGAGGCAGAUCAACUCAACCAACUCAGUUGCUGCUUGAUACAAAAGGAAAGCUCACACAGUCCUCAUUUUCCAUGACCGAUACCAGCCAAGCCUCCCCUUUAAGAGGUGCCAGUGUUUGUUAUGGGAAGUGAGACUCCCCUGUGUGUUAGUGUGUGUGUGUGUGUGUGUGUAAAACUACUGUAACCCGGCCAGCAAGUGCCACAGACACAUUGACGGGCAUGCUUUUUCCAAAAAUUGAAGUUUUAUUAUGGGUGCUUGAAAAGCUAUGGAUAAGUUUUGAAUUUUGUCCUUAAAAUUAUGUGGGAACCCUGUACAUAGCAUCAGGAAACAUCCAUUAAACAACUUAUGGUGUGUUCACAUUGAACGUGAAGCGAAUUUUUGCCACAGGUUUCUUGUGCUAAUACUUGGCAUUUAUUCUUCCUACAGUUGUGCUCACUGACUGGGGAAGGCAGCUGGCAGACACCUUGGUUCGUAGUAAAAUAGAAGCGGUGUGAUUCGAUCAUGAUUAACACAGAGGCUGUGUGCUCUGAAUCAGCUUAAAGCAAGACAGCAACACUCUGUUAUUUUUCAUAUUGUCCACGGCAGCAUAUUCCGUUAAUGACCUUCCACAAUAAAAAGACCAGCUUAAAUUAUUCAGCAUUUUGCGAAAAAGCAAUUCAAAAAUAUCGCUUACAUGUAUCAAAUUAAUAUCUUCAAAACUUUUUUAACCUCGCGUAGUGUUCACUAUGGAAGCAGAAGCUAUGCAAAGCAAUCCAUUUUUCCAUGGCGAGCUGCCUGCUUUCUUUUGGCGCUCGUGUUCAGCCUUAAAUCUGGUCACACUGGAUGUGCUGCGCCCUCGAGUCCUGUAGCAGGCUCACAAUCUGCAGUGAUAGUUUUGGCGUGUGGUCUGUUGCCGCAAGCCAAAACACACUGGCAGGAGAACACACUAAAAAUGUUUUGGAAACGGCAUUAAGUUUCUAUUGAAUAUGAUAUUAAUGAUGUAACCAUGAUAAAUGGUGAAAUGUGCAUCUAAUGCUUCCACAUAUUUGUCAGUUGUGUCUUAACCAUGGAUGUAUUAAAGGAAGUCUGGUUGCAGCCAUGGAGGUGGGGCUCUUCAUUACUAUGAGAGCUGCUUUCUGGUGCAUGAGGCAAAAAAAUGCUUUUUACAGGUAGAAAAUACCCAGAUCUUGGGGCCUAAGAAGCAUGCACACUAGAGACAAAUUUGGUAACUUCUGCCGGCAGAGCAUCUGACGUCUGGUUUAGUGUUUCGCUAGCUUAAAUGGUAGUCUAAAAAAUUGUAUCUUGCUGCUCUUUUUGACUUAUACAAAUGUUGCGGAACUGGUUGGAUUAGAUCGAGAUUGUGAAAUUAGUCCAUUUAUGGGGGUUUGACUCACAAAAAAAUUACACACCGAUUUACAGAAGUCUCUUUCCCAAUGAAAGUCAGUGGGAAAGUCUAACAUAUGCAUCAGAGCCUGGUGCACACCUGGUCAAAACAGAGGGCAAAAGAGAGACACGUUGACACACACACACCCACACACACACACACACACACAAGCAAACACAGACAGAGCUCUUCAUGUAAUUAGAACAUUGCAGAGGAGCAGAAUCUCUUGCUGACUGGUGCAGAGUAAUACGCUUCCUGUGAAAACAGUUAGGCAUUUGCUGACAGGGGGCUCCCCGACAAUAAACAUAUCCAGGCGCUUCCACAUCCUGUGUGAACGCAGCUAACUGUCUCUGUGCAGGACUUAUGUUGAGUGGUAGAGCUCUUGGUGCCCAUAGACAACAACAAUAAGUUUGUCCUCCAGUUCUUAAUCUCUGUAACAUCAGGAGAAUCUUUACUAGAUUGCCAACACAAUCUCUACUUGCUUUUUUAACAGUGUCACAGGAACUUCUCACCCAAGUUGAGAAAUGGUGCAUCUUUGCAUUGACUUACUUGAUGCUUGUGCUGCACAAAUGGCCUGAGAAGCUUUCAAUGUGAAAACACCACACUAGGCAGCAUUAUUUCAAAAUUUUAAAGCUAAGUUGUUGUGCUUUUUAUUUAUAGUAUUUACAUAAUUUGUACUUCCUGCAAAUGUCAGCACGGUAGCCAACAUCCCUUUAAAAGCUGCUGGACAUAUUGUACUAAGCAGAGAAGUGUGUGUGUGUCUGUGUGUGUCUGUCUGUGUGUGUGUGUGUGUGUGUGUGUUUGUACAAUCUGAGUGGUAAAAACUGGAGGAAGACAAGCACAUGUCGGCCAGUGACUGUAGAGACUGAUCAAUAGAAAAUGAUAAGAAGUAAUAAGUGGACUGUUUAAUUCAGUAAGCAUUAAAUAAACAACAAUAUUACACUGUUUUAUGAUCAGAUUGGUGGAUUUAUUUUUUGU
This is a messenger RNA of Plectropomus leopardus (leopard coralgrouper), 4061 nucleotides long. RefSeq names its product nuclear receptor binding factor 2b (gene nrbf2b). NCBI's taxonomy places the organism in Eukaryota, Metazoa, Chordata, Actinopteri, Perciformes, Serranidae. The record is from RefSeq and is a predicted model, not a curated record. Gene Ontology annotation, biological process: autophagy.